This is a messenger RNA of Aspergillus ochraceoroseus IBT 24754, 1113 nucleotides long. Its product is annotated as class II fructose-bisphosphate aldolase. Gene Ontology annotation, molecular function: aldehyde-lyase activity; zinc ion binding. Gene Ontology annotation, biological process: carbohydrate metabolic process. The transcript has a single exon. Bases 60 to 923 code for a protein of 287 amino acids. NCBI's taxonomy places the organism in Eukaryota, Fungi, Ascomycota, Eurotiomycetes, Eurotiales, Aspergillaceae. The record is from RefSeq and is a predicted model, not a curated record.
UUUUUUUUACACUUCUCUAAAUCAAAACCAAAAUUAUCAGAAAAAAAAAAAAAACAAAAAUGUCUCUCUCCAACAACCGCGCCCUAGCCAUCCUCAACCACGCAGCGGCAAACCACUACGGAGUCCCCGCCAUGUGCUGCUACAACAUAGAGGGAAUCCUAGCCACGGUGCGCGCGGCCGAAGCCAAGCGGUCGCCGGCCAUGAUCCUGCUGUUCCCCUGGGCGGUGGAAUACGCGGACGGAAUCCUCGUGCACGCGGCAGCGGAAGCCGCGCGGAAAGCGGGCGUGCCCAUCACCGUCCACCUGGACCACGCGCAGAGCGCGGCGAUGAUCCGGCGGGCGGCGGACCUGGGCGGGUUCGACAGCAUCAUGGUGGACAUGUCGCACUACGCGAAGGCGCAGAACCUGGCGCAGACGGCGGAACUGGUGGGGUACUGCCAUGCGCGGGGGAUCGCGACCGAGGCCGAGCCCGGGCGCAUCGAGGGCGGCGAGGACGGCGUGGCGGAUCCGCUGGCGCUGGCGCUGGAGGGCCUGCUGACGUCGCCCGAGGAGAGCGAGGAGUUUGUGGCCACGGGGAUUGACUGGCUGGCGCCGGCGUUUGGGAAUGUGCAUGGGGAGUAUGGGCCGCGCGGCAUCCAGCUGGAGUAUGAGCGGUUGCGGCGGAUUCAUGCGCGGGUGGGCGAUCGCGUGCGGCUGGUCUUGCAUGGCGCGGACCCCUUCAGCCAGGAGAUUUUCCAGAAGUGUAUUGAUUGCGGGGUGGCCAAGGUGAAUAUCAACAAGGUGUUGAAUAAUGAGUAUGUUCGGGUGCAGCGGGAGAAGGCCGGCAGGGUACCGCUGACGGCGCUGUUGGAGGAGGCAACGGAUGAGAUGCAGAAGGCUGUGGAGAGGUGUAUGGAUAUGUUGGGGUCUACGGGGAGGUAUUAAUGAAUGUAUCCCGAUGUCAUGACUCCAUACAUUCAAGAUAAGCUAGAUAGAUCAUCCAAGACUCGCAUUACUCAGGAUACACCUGCUUUCUGGUUGCACCCAAAAAAAAAAAAAACCAUAGUCUGGACUGUGGGGGAAUCGCAUGCGAAGCGGACGCACUACCACUGUGCAAACAGCCCAGAGCGCGUCG